Molecule: messenger RNA, 216 nt
Organism: Trypanosoma grayi
Lineage: Eukaryota; Euglenozoa; Kinetoplastea; Trypanosomatida; Trypanosomatidae
Product: glutathione peroxidase-like protein
Exons: 1
Coding region: 1-216 (71 amino acids)
Biological process (GO): response to oxidative stress
Molecular function (GO): glutathione peroxidase activity
Source: RefSeq, a predicted model, not a curated record
AUGGCGAAGAUUGACGUGAACGGCGACAAGGCACAUCCCUUGUAUGAGUUCAUGAAGAAGGCUAGGCCUGGUGUUCUCGGCACGAAGGCCAUUAAAUGGAAUUUCACCGCAUUCCUCAUCGACAAGCAUGGCAUUCCUGUGGAGCGCUUUUCACCUGGGGCAUCCGCAAGUGAAAUUGAGAAGUGCCUUAUCCCCCUACUUGAGGCGACCUCUUGA